This is a messenger RNA of Octopus sinensis (East Asian common octopus), 588 nucleotides long. RefSeq names its product bifunctional polynucleotide phosphatase/kinase-like. Gene Ontology annotation, molecular function: ATP-dependent polydeoxyribonucleotide 5'-hydroxyl-kinase activity; double-stranded DNA binding; polynucleotide 3'-phosphatase activity. The record is from RefSeq and is a predicted model, not a curated record. Lineage: Eukaryota; Metazoa; Mollusca; Cephalopoda; Octopoda; Octopodidae. The coding region runs from base 1 to 588 and encodes 195 amino acids. Gene Ontology annotation, biological process: DNA repair. The transcript has a single exon.
AUGAGCGAGCGUGUGUCACUGAGGAGUGUCGAAUGGAGCACAUUCCAGCAUGUCAACCCUCGUGGACAACAAGAAGUAGUAAUCUACACGACCAACACAAAUUCAGACUACAAAAAGUGCCCACAAAGCGUAAAAGUGGCCGCAUUUGAUAUCGACUGGUGUCUUGUACGACCAAAAGGAAUGAAAAAAUAUCCGAAAGACUCUCUGGACUGGGAAUGGCUGUUUCCCUGUAUUCCGGACACUCUUUCCAGGCUGCGGCUUGAAGGAUACGAAAUAGUCAUGUUCAGCAAUCAAAAACUCGCCGGUCGGUCUCCCAAACACUUUUUCCUCUUUCAGAAAAGAACAAAAAAUUUUUUGCGAUUUUUGGAAUCGUGGACAGUUCUCUCCCCGGUGAGUGGAGUCCUCUACCGCAAACCGUCAAUACGUCUGUGGGAACUGUACGAACGUCUAUUCCACGGAGGUCACCACGUCGACCGAGUUGGGAGUAUUUUCGUGGGGGAUGCCGCAGGAAGAAAAGAUGAUUUUGCCUGCAGUGACCGACAAUUUGCCUACAAUGUUGGCUGUGGUCGGAUUUCUGUCUUAUUUUAA